AUGACUUUUUCGACCAGAGUAUAUGGCUUCUCAAUUGGCCAAUACAUCUACUACCUUCUUCACUACUCUGAAGACAAGCGAAUACUGAAAGUACUGGUGGCCUCACUGGUUCUCAUAGACACGCUUAGGAACGCACUCUAUUUACAGGCUAUUUGGGUUGAUCUUAUCCAGGACCAUGCUGCAGUACUGCUGCUGCUCAAGGGCUUUCCGCAAGCGUCGCUUGCUGCUGAAUUUUUCACGGCCUUGAUCAUUCUGAUUGUCCAGAGUUACUUCAUUUGGAAAGUUUGGGAAUUAAUGGGAGAAAACAAAUAUCGAACGCGUCUAACGUAUAUUGCAGUUUUGCUCACCCUCGUGACCUUCGGAAGUAGCCUUGCUAUUGUUUACGAGAUGUCUCGUGCUUCAGUACAUUUUUCGCAAGUAAAUGUAUCAUGGGCGACACCGGUGAUAAUUGCGCUGUCAUGCUGUCUUGCUGUUGAUACAUACAUAACGGCCGUUCUGUGCUUCAUCAUGCGUCGAUCAAGGACCGGAGUUGCAAGCACAGAGAACAUGCUUUCGAUGCUCGUUCGGUAUAAUGUUGAACGUGGCCUCAUACUUCUUAUCAGCCAAGUGGCGUUCACUGGUGUCCUUGCAUACGGCAACGUGAAGCGCAACGAAGUGGCUGCGGCGAUUUUUUAUCCAGCAGGCUCAUUGUACGUCAAUACGAUACUUGCAGUCCCGGCUGCGCAGCUUGCUGCGUAUGAAUUUGUGGCCUGUUGGGUAGGUAUUAUGCCAUACUUCGACUUUACUCGGGUCAUCAGCAACUCGGACGAGAAUGAUCAUGGACCGACGAUGGCGGACACAUUUACAGCGACUACGAAGGGACCAUUCAUGGUGUCCGUACGGGAACGGGAGUAA
Messenger RNA from Laetiporus sulphureus 93-53, 894 nucleotides. RefSeq lists its product as uncharacterized. NCBI's taxonomy places the organism in Eukaryota, Fungi, Basidiomycota, Agaricomycetes, Polyporales, Laetiporaceae. Bases 1 to 894 code for a protein of 297 amino acids. The record is from RefSeq and is a predicted model, not a curated record. The transcript has 19 exons.